Messenger RNA from Antechinus flavipes (yellow-footed antechinus), 1828 nucleotides. Its product is annotated as keratin-associated protein 16-1. Bases 65 to 1462 code for a protein of 465 amino acids. NCBI's taxonomy places the organism in Eukaryota, Metazoa, Chordata, Mammalia, Dasyuromorphia, Dasyuridae. The record is from RefSeq and is a predicted model, not a curated record. The transcript has a single exon. Gene Ontology annotation, cellular component: keratin filament.
AUGUUCAGACUUAGGUAGCUCUCUUCGUACAGCUUAAAGACUAAUCGAAAGAAAUAGAUCAAAGAUGUCUGGCAGCUGCUGCUCUGGGACUUGCACCAUGGUGCCAGCCAUCUCUAUCUGCUCAACAGAGGUGAGCUGUGAAAGUCCUGCCAUCUGCCUGACCACUGCCUGCCCAAGUCCAACCUGGCAACUGGUUAGUUGUGAAGAACCAUGCAGCACCUCCCCAAGCUGUGCCCCAAGUUGCUGUGAAUCCUCUUGCUGUGAGCCCAGUUGCUGCCAGCCAGUAUGCUGUGAGCCUACUCCAUGUGAACCAUCUUGUUGUGAACCCAGUUGCUGUGAGCCCAUCUGCUCUGUGUCUUCUUGUUGCCAACCAGUCUGUUCUAUACAAGCUUGCUGCCAGCCUGUUUGCUGUGAGAGCAGUUCUUGUGAGCCAUCUUGCUCUGUGUCAACCUGCUGCCAACCAGUGUGCUCUGUACAAGCUUGCUGCCAACCUGUUUGCUGUGAGAGCAGUUCUUGUGGGCCAUCUUGCUCUGUGCCAACUUGCUGCCAACCAGUCUGCUCUGUUCCAACUUGCUGCCAGCCUGUUUGUUGUGAAUCGAGUUCUUGUGUGCCAUCUUGUACUGUGCCUUCUUGCUGCCCAGCCAUAUGCUCUGAGUCCAGUUGCUGCCAGCCAGCUUCCUGUGUGACACUGGUCUGUGAACCUGUCUGCCAACGUACCGUCUGCUGCCUACCCAGUCCUUGUGAGUCAACUUGUGUAGUCCAAGAGCCUUCUUGUUGCAUUCCCAGCAUCUGCUGUCAACCCACCCUUUGCCAACAAAGCGUCUGCCUUCCCAGUCCAUGUCAGCCAUCUUGUUACGUAGUAAAACGCUGCCAAUCAGUUUCCUGCGAACCCAUUUCCUGCAGACCCACUUGUGUGUCCACCUCCUGCCAACCACUCUGUUGCCGUCCUGGGUCUUCUGCCUCUGUUGUCUGCCGACCAGCUUGCUCACGACCCACUUUCUAUGUACCCAGUUCCUGUAGGCCACCUUGCAUCACAUCUAUUUCCUACCGUCCAGCUUGUUACCGCCCCAUCUGUUCUUCUCCUCUUGGCUGCAGACAACCUUACCUGUCUUCUCUUUAUCGUCCCAGCUGCUACCGCUCAAGCUACUCCCUACCUUUUCUGCGCAGGCCAGCCUGUGUCACUUCCAUUGCUUCUCGGCCAGCAUGCUGUCAACCAGUUUGCUCCGAGCCUAGCUCCCCUUCUAAGCCGACUUGUGACAAGUCCACUUCCGGACAGCCAGAUGGCUCUGAGUCUACUCCCUGCAAACCAGCCGUCUCGGAGGCUAGUUCUAGUGAGCCAACAAACUCAGUGACCACUUCCUGUACUCCCACCAGCCCAACUACCUGCGAGUCAACUGCUGGCAAAGCAGAGGAUGGUAAAUCAUCUGGCUGCUGCUCCAGAUCCUGCAGGUCCAGACAUUAGAAAACUUGCCUCAACGAUGAAGAAAAAAGCCUCUGGCCCUAUGAGUAGUUAUUACAUGUCUAAAUUCCCCCCUUCUCUGUCCCUUACCCCAUUCUGCUUAUGCUACAAAAUACUUAUUUGAAAUAUCCACCUGCAAUCUAGAACUCAAUUUGAAGACCCAGUUAGGCAUGGAAAAAAAGGGUACCUGGUAUCCUUUCCCCAGGCUGCCAUCAGACCAUGGAGCAGUGAAUGGUGUCUCUUGUCUCCUGACCUAUCCCUUUCCAUUUCCGAAGCUUCUUCCAGACUGUAUGGUUCCCUUGAAACCUCUUUCUUGUUCAUGAUGUUCUUUUAGGUGUGAGAAACUUCUCUUGUUUUCAAAUAAAAUUG